CAAACUUGGGCUAUCAACUUUACAAAAAGUUACAUCGGCAUUUCGCAUGUUGGCGUAUGGAACAUCAGCAGAUAGUACUGACGAAUAUGUUAGGAUCGGUGAGUCAACUGCAAUUGUAUGUUUAAAGAGAUUUUGCAGAGCAAUUGUAGAAGUAUAUGGAGAUGAAUAUCUGAGGACUCCCAAUGUCGACGAUGUUGCAAGGUUAUUGCAAAAGGGCGAAGAAAGAGGUUUUCCAGGAAUGUUAGGAAGUCUAGACUGUAUGCAUUGGCAAUGGAAAAAUUGUCCAACAGCAUGGGCAGGACAAUACUCAGGUCGUCAUGGAGGUCCAACCAUUAUUCUUGAGGCAGUAGCAUCAUAUGAUCUAUGGAUAUGGCAUGCAUACUUUGGCUUACCAGGAUCCAAUAACGAUAUUAAUGUAUUGCAGUCGUCUAAUUUGUUCGACAAUCUAUCACAAGGUAUUGCUCCUCCUGCUCAUUACACAAUUCAAGGAAAAAAUUAUGAUGUCGGUUAUUAUUUGGCCGAUGGCAUAUAUCCGAAAUGGCCAACACUUGUUCAAACCAUUUCUAAUUCCGAUGAUAAAAAGAAACAAUAUUUUGCAAUGAUGCAAGAAGCAUGUCGAAAAGAUGUUGAGCGGGCAUUCGGUGUUCUCCAAUCACGAUUUGCUAUCAUCAAGGGGCCAGCCCGUUUUUGGGAUAAACGAACUCUGCAUGAUAUCAUGACUGCUUGUAUUAUAAUGCACAAUAUGAUUGUCGAAGAUGAACGCGACGAGCAAGAAGAUGUUGUCAUUUCAACUCCACAAUCAAUUCCGAAUGCUGAAAAUAUGGAGAUAACGGAAACUGAACGAUUCCAACAAUUUCUUGCUCUACAUAAGAGGUUAAAAAACAAAGAAGCUCAUUUUGCACUUCGAAAUGCAUUGAUUGAACAUUUGUGGGAAAGACAUGGAAAUGAAGCUAUGUAA
Messenger RNA from Asparagus officinalis (garden asparagus), 958 nucleotides. Its product is annotated as putative nuclease HARBI1. The record is from RefSeq and is a predicted model, not a curated record. The transcript has a single exon. Bases 47 to 958 code for a protein of 303 amino acids. Lineage: Eukaryota; Viridiplantae; Streptophyta; Magnoliopsida; Asparagales; Asparagaceae.